AGAUUUUUGUGCUCCCCUUUCCUAUGCCUGGAAUUAUUCUUGUGGCCAAUUGUUGCGCAAUAUCGUAAACAACAAAGAACCCCAACCAUCCGCAACCAUGGGCAAGCCAAAACGCCACGUUCACGCCGCCGACCAGGAGUCGCUGACCCCUCCCGACCAACUUACCGAUUCGCAAUCCAUUGCGCGCGUCGUCAAGGCCGAGGGCAACAGCAACUAUAUCUGCGAGCUGCCCAACAAGAAGACCAUUCUAGUCGAGCUCGAGUCUCGUUUCCGCAACACCAUCUGGAUCAAGCGCGGCGGUUACGUCUUGGUUGACUUGGGUUCCAUGGAGGAGCGCAGCAAGACUGGUAGCAAGGUUGUAGGAGAGAUCAUCAAUAUCGUAAGGGACGAGAAGGCUUGGAGGAAGGAGGCUUAUUGGCCCAAGCAGUUCGUCAGACAAACUUACGACGAGUCCGAAGACGAGGAAUCGACUGUUGGAAAACUGCCGCCUAGCGACUCGGAAGACGAAAAGUAUGGACCUUGAGGAGACAUUCGAAGAACAGAGAUACCCAAAAAUUCAUAUUUUAUUGCCAGUCAGAAAUAUUACAGACAGCAAAGCAACCACAUCACCGCAUCGCCGCCUCCUCCUUCUUCGAUGACGACUUCAUCCCGGGCUCCCACUCCUCCCGUGCGCCAAACCACACUCCUGCGACCGUAACGCCUAAUACGCCCACCACCACCGCCGAGCUCGCCGGCGUGCUGGGGAACACGUUCCACGCCCACUCAUGCACCGCCCAUAGCAGGUACACCAAGACAGGGUGCAACCCCGCGCGCCAGAGGAGGAAUGGAGUCGACCAUGCGACAUAGGCAUAGAACUGGUAGUGGAGGGACCUAGCAAAGAGGAGGCCCACAGCAUUGGCAGACAGGAUCGUGGUCAUGAUGUACCUCGGCGUCACAUCCCGCGCCGCAGCGCGGUGCUCGGGGACAGUCAGAGGCGGUUUGCCCGCCAAGAGGACAGGAGAGAUUAGCUGAACAAGAGACUUGCGCGCAGGUUUGAUCCAACGGGUGGUGAUGAAGAUUCCCAAAACGAGAACGUGCAAAGCGAGCAGUGUGAGC
Molecule: messenger RNA, 1095 nt
Organism: Neurospora crassa OR74A
Lineage: Eukaryota; Fungi; Ascomycota; Sordariomycetes; Sordariales; Sordariaceae
Exons: 2
Coding region: 98-523 (141 amino acids)
Biological process (GO): translational initiation
Cellular component (GO): nucleus
Molecular function (GO): RNA binding; translation initiation factor activity
Source: RefSeq, a predicted model, not a curated record